Messenger RNA from Hibiscus syriacus, 663 nucleotides. RefSeq lists its product as uncharacterized. The record is from RefSeq and is a predicted model, not a curated record. Bases 1 to 663 code for a protein of 220 amino acids. Lineage: Eukaryota; Viridiplantae; Streptophyta; Magnoliopsida; Malvales; Malvaceae. The transcript has 2 exons.
AUGACUGGAGAGCCUACCCAAAUAGAGAUAUAUGCGGCUGCACCAAUGAGAGGAAUAGGUCAAGGAAGAGGAAUGAAUCAAUCCGAGUCUAGUGCUCAACCUGAAGUGCGUUCUACUGCUCGGGUUUAUAAUCUGAAGACUAGUGAAGAUUGUGAUGAUCCAAAAAUCAUUGCAGGUACCUUUCAGAUAGCUGGUAAAUCUGUUUUAGUCUUGAUUGAAUCAGAAUCAAAUUAUUCCUAUGUUAGUAGUAAAUUAGGUAAAGAGUUGAACCUUCCUUUAGAGCGUAUUCGUAGUGAUAUGAUUGUGAUUAAUCCAUUAGGAAAUAGUUCUCGAUUAACCAGUCUUGAAGGGUUGGAAGUUAGUGUGGUCAGCGAAAGAAUCUAUUCUUUAGAUAAUGUGAUAUCGGUGAUGUCGGCUUGGAAGUUAUUGCUGCAAGGAUGUCAAGUGUACAUUGUUAAUAUAAUCGAUGCAAGAGUUAAAGAAAGGAAGCUUGAAGAUAUUCUGACAGUCAGAGUGUUUCCAGAAGUAUUUCCGGAUGAUUUUCCUGGGUUACCUCCAGAUAGGGAGGUUGAGUUUCAGAUUGAAGUGAUAUUUGGAUCAACACCAAUUUCAAUGGCUCCUUAUAUGAUAGCUCUGAAGGAGUUGAAAGAGUUAAAAGCUUAG